Messenger RNA from Parasteatoda tepidariorum (common house spider), 979 nucleotides. It is a transcript of the gene sta, whose product is annotated as stubarista 40S ribosomal protein SA. The record is from RefSeq and is a predicted model, not a curated record. Gene Ontology annotation, cellular component: small ribosomal subunit; ribosome. Gene Ontology annotation, biological process: translation. Gene Ontology annotation, molecular function: structural constituent of ribosome. NCBI's taxonomy places the organism in Eukaryota, Metazoa, Arthropoda, Arachnida, Araneae, Theridiidae.
GUUAGCCAUCGUUACUCUUAAAGGCUAAUAAAAAUGUCGGGAGGAAUACCAUCCUUAGCAUUAAAAGAUGAAGAUGUGACCAAAUUUUUGGCAUCUUCAACUCACAUAGGAAAUGAAAACUUAGAUUUUCAAAUGGAACAAUAUGUUUUUAAAAGGAGAUCAGAUGGUAUCUAUUUGAUCAACUUGAAGAAGACCUGGGAGAAACUUUUACUUGCUGCCAGAGCUAUUGUAGCUAUUGAAAACCCAGCUGACGUUUGUGUUAUCUCUGCCAGACCAUUUGGACAAAGAGCAGUUCUCAAAUUCGCUGCAGCCACUGGCGCCACUCCUAUUGCUGGUCGAUUCACCCCUGGAACAUUCACUAAUCAAAUCCAAGCAGAGUUUUGUGAGCCUAGACUUUUAGUUGUCACAGACCCGCGUAUUGACCACCAACCAUUAACUGAAGCUUCUUACGUCAAUAUUCCAGUAAUCGCUUUUUGCAACACCGAUUCUCCUCUAAGAUACGUAGAUGUUGCUAUUCCAUGCAACAACAAGGGUGCACAUUCUAUUGGAUUAAUGUGGUGGAUGCUAGCAAGAGAAGUUCUUAGAAUGAGAGGCACCAUCAGUCGUGAAUUGAAAUGGGAUGUUAUGGUUGAUCUUUAUUUCUAUAGAGAUCCUGAAGAUGCUGAAAAAGAAGAGCAAGCUGCUGUUCAAGCUGAUAGACCUGUUAAAGAAGCUGCUGAUAUACAGUCUGAACCUUGGGGUGGAGAAGCUGUAGCUGCACCAGAAGUUACUGACUGGUCUGCUGAACCACCACAAGUUACAGCAUUUGACAACACUGAGGACUGGUCUGCUUCUGCUGGAGAUUGGACAUCUGCAGCCGCUAUUCCACCAGCAGCUGCUCCAAUCCAACCUGCACCAACUUCUGAUUGGUCUGCUUCUACUGACACUACUGCAUGGCAGUAAAAUGUUUCUUGAAGACUAAUAAAAAAAAAAGAUGUGA